Ascochyta rabiei is the source of this 1407-nucleotide messenger RNA. RefSeq names its product Pectin lyase. NCBI's taxonomy places the organism in Eukaryota, Fungi, Ascomycota, Dothideomycetes, Pleosporales, Didymellaceae. Gene Ontology annotation, biological process: carbohydrate metabolic process. The transcript has 3 exons. Gene Ontology annotation, cellular component: extracellular region. Gene Ontology annotation, molecular function: cellulose binding; pectate lyase activity. The record is from RefSeq and is a predicted model, not a curated record. Bases 1 to 1407 code for a protein of 468 amino acids.
AUGCGUUUCGAAGUAGCCGCCCUCAUCGCUGUCGCCGCCAGCGCCUCGGCCCAGGCUGUCGUCGGCAAAUCUUAUGGUUUCGCAUCUGGAGUCACAGGAGGUGGAGAAGCCACUGCGGUCACCCCAACCACCGCAGAUGAACUCGCAAAGUACCUAUCUGACGACACCGAGCGCGUCAUUUUGAUCACCAAGGAGUUUGACUUCACUGGAAAGACAGCGACAGGUUCCGGCUGCGACAGAAAGUCCUGCAGUGCCUCCAACGGCGGCCAAUUCUACCUUGGCGAGCUCUCCUGUGCCGCCUCUGAUGACAAUGUGCCUGUCAGCUCUAUCAAGUACGAUACCGCUGGCCCUGAACCGCUCAAAGUCGGCAGUAACAAGUCGAUCCUUGGUGUUGGCGGAAAGGGUGUACUCAAGGGCAAGGGCCUUUCCCUAGCGAAGAACGCGAAGAACGUCAUCAUCCAAGGCCUCGAGUUCACUAACAUCAACCCCGGCGUUGUGUGGGGAGGUGAUGCUCUUGACUUCCAGGGUGGCAACGACGGUGUCUGGGUCGACCACAACAAAUUCUCUCUCAUCGGCCGCUUGUUCAUUGUCUCCCAUUACUCGGCCUCGCGUCUUACUGUCUCGAACAACGAGUUUGACGGUGUGACUACUACCUCCGCUAGCUGCAAUGGCAACCACUACUGGACCAUGAUGUUUUACGGCGACGGCGAUAAGGUAACCCUCGACCGAAACUACUACCACGACGUCGCCGGCCGCGCACCCAAGCUUGGUCAAGACGGCACAACCGGCACUUUCCACGCAGUCAACAACUACUUUGAAAACAUGAAGGGCCACGCCUUCGACGCUUACAAAGGCGCCCAAGCGCUGGUUGAAGGCAACGCCUUCUCUAGCGUCGAUCAGCCCGCCACCGACAAGGCCGCAAAGAUCUCCACCUUCAUUGUCGACGGCGGCUCAGCAUGUUCCAGCGUGCUCGGCCGCGCUUGUCUCGCCAACAGCGUUGACUCUGCCAGCGGCAAGCUCGCCGGUGGCUCAACCACGAGCUUCAUCUCCGCGCUCAAAGGCAACGACGUGACGCCUCUGACCGUCAAGGACGUCGCUGCACACGUCAAGGCCAACGCUGGCCCUGCCAACCUCGGUGCUGCCGAGAAGGAGGUUUCAGCGCCCACGACUAGCAAGGCUGCCGCGCCUGCUACUACCACCACCAAGGCUACUGCCACCACCAAUGCGGCUGAUAAGACGACUCUGGCUACUGUCAAGAAGCCUACUGCUACAAAGGAAGCUACUUCUGGCGGUGCGGCUAUUGCAGCCUGGGGCCAGUGCGGUGGCCAGAGAUACACCGGCUCUACCACAUGUGCCAGCGGUCUUACCUGCAAGAAGCAGAAUGAUUACUACAGUCAGUGCUUGUAA